Messenger RNA from Aspergillus puulaauensis, 1917 nucleotides. RefSeq names its product acyclic terpene utilization AtuA family protein. Lineage: Eukaryota; Fungi; Ascomycota; Eurotiomycetes; Eurotiales; Aspergillaceae. The coding region runs from base 1 to 1917 and encodes 638 amino acids. The record is from RefSeq and is a predicted model, not a curated record. The transcript has 7 exons.
AUGGCGCGCCCCGUUGAAGCCAGACCCGUACGGGUCGCCAACUGCUCCGGCUAUCAUGGCGACCCAGCAUAUGAAAUGUACCGCCAGGCGACACUAGGCGAUGUCGACUUCAUCACCGGUGAUUAUCUUGCAGAGGUCAAUCUAGCCAAUAAUGCACAGGCAUGGAGAGAAGGAAAACACCCAGGCUAUGAACCAACAGCAUGGCACGGUCUACAGCAGACAAUCGACGUAAUCGCCCAGAAAGGAAUCCGGGUGGUUAUCAACGGGGGUGCUUUAGACCCCAAGGCCCUCGCGCUGAAAGUAGAGCGACUGGUAUCUGAGAAAAGUCUCAACCUCCGCGUCGCGUACCUCUCAGGCGACGACAUGUACCCAGUCCUCGGCCCCAACAUGCCCAGCACAAAAGACUCCCUGCGCCAUCUCGACGCCGGAAACCCAUCUGCUGCUCCAUCCGAGCUCACAUAUGCCUUCCUCAACAACGAUACUAGCAAGCCAGUCCCCAUGGUCUCAGCCCACGCGUACCUCGGCGCCCGCAGCAUCGUCGACGGUCUCCGCCGCGGCGCAGAUAUCAUAAUCUGCGGCCGUGUCGCGGACGCAAGCCCCGUAAUCGCCGCAGCGUGGUUCUGGCAUGGCUGGGCUGCAACGGACUAUGAUGCGCUUGCUGGGUCGUUAAUUGCAGGCCAUCUGAUUGAGUGUUCGGCGUAUGUGACUGGUGGGAAUUUUGCGGGGUUCGACGAUGAGGCGAAGUAUGAUCUGGAGAACCUAGUUGCGCCUGGGUUUCCGAUUGCGGAUAUUAAUCGGGAUGGGACUUGUGUUAUUACGAAACAUCCGGGGACUGGGGGCGUGGUCAAUGUUGAUACGGUCCGGUGUCAGUUUUUGUAUGAGCUGCAGGGAACGACGUAUCUGAAUAGUGAUGUUAGUGCGCAUCUCAAGGACGUUUUGAUUGAGGAUGCUGGGGUGGAUAGGGUACGCGUAUCAGGUAUAAGAGGCUCCCCACCACCGCCGACAACCAAAUGCGCCGUUUUCUAUCACGGCGGCUACGAAGCUCAGCUCCUCCUCAACGCAACGGGCUACGGCACCGCCAGGAAAUGGGACCUCCUCGAGAAGCAGCUCCGCCAUUUUAUCUCGGCGGAGGCUGCAAAGGAUCUUGAGACAUUGGAGUUUCAAAGGGUCGGAGUCCCAGCCGCAAACCCGCGCUCCCAGCUAGAGAGCACGACAUACCUACGUGUAUUCGCAUCCUCUCGCAACGAAGCAUCCGUUCGUGCAGUCGCCAAGGCCAUGGGAGACAUCUCAUUGAAGCAUUUCUCCGGCUUCCACUCAUCCCUAGACAUGCGCACCGCCAUCCCCCGGCCAUUCCUCGCCUACUACCCAGCCGUAGUCAACCAGUCAUCCAUCAGCGAGAUGAUAAACUUCAUCGACGGCCCUGAAAAGAUCAGCAGCUUUGAUACUGGACAUCCCCCGCAGUACUCCUCUGCAGAUAUCGUUAACGUCCGCGAGUCCUACGACCCAGAACCGGAACAGGAACAGGAACAGAAACCAGAACAGGAACCCAAAGGCAGUAGCAAAACAAACCCAACCCGCCUCGGCACCCUCGCCCUCGGCCGCUCAGGCGAUAAAGGCGGGAACCUGAAUGUCGGUCUAUUCCCAACAACAAACAGCCCCGCGCACUGGUCCUGGCUGCGGAGGUACAUGACCAGAUCGCGCAUGCGGGAGCUCAUCGGGGAAGAGGACUGGGACGAGAGCUAUCAUAUUGAGCGGGUGGAGUUCCCGGGCAUCCGGGCGGUGCAUUUUGUGGUCUAUGGGAUCUUGGGCAGGGGUGUUAGUAGUUCGUCGAGGUUGGAUGGGUUUGGGAAGGGGUUUGUGGACUUUAUUAGGGAUAGGGUUGUUGAGGGGCCUGUUGGGUUUGGGAGCAAGAUAUAG